AUGAUUGAUACGUGCAAUGACAAGGACGACCGCUCAGAACCUAACAAUCGCGCUUGUCAAGAAUAUUCUCCUGGACCUUUGAACAACAGUUUCCAAGGGGACAAACUGAUGAUGCGGAAGCCUUUCGGUGGGCUCGCAGUGCAGUGGCUCGAGGGUGGGUGGGUGGAUACGCUGCUGCAGACCAGGGCCGAGCCAAUCCCAUUGGCUGUAAAGGCAAGUCCAGGGUGCAACGUUCUUGCCGGGUACGAAACCUGGACAGGAACCAUCGUUCGCUCUUGCGACCUCGUCCCCCUGGUCAGCUUCUCGAGCCUUGUCCACACUGGUGAGCGCUCCCUGCCAGAUCCCCAUCGAUGCGGUCUGCCGUCGGCCAGACUUGCGGACUUAGGCUUUGACAAGCAAUUUGAGGUAUCCACCUGUUGGGUAUUGGAAAUCGAUAAUAGUCAUGGUGCAUCCGUGUUCUAUAUUCCUGCAGAGUAUCUGUCUUCUUCACCCUCAAGGAGAGAUAUCUACCUGGGUAUCUGUCCCGUACAUAGCUGGCGGUACUUCUGCGACCCAUCAUCCGUCCGUCUUACAAACGAGCGCAACUCCGUUCGGCUCUUAUACCUACCUACCUCUAUCCGCUCCCUGCCAACUCUACUUCUUUGCCUCUCACCCUCUCAUUACCUAAACCUGACCUUUUUGCCCAUGUGCAAGCAGCACACAUAACUCGGAGUUUGGACACACACGGACCCCUCAAGUCUAUAUCAUUGACGCAUCAACUAAACGAGGUUGAACGGAUGCUUGCCGACUGAUUUCCGACCGCUAUCACUACCAAAGUUACCUCAACCUCACCCUUCCUUCAACAUCGCCCAUCCUUUAUA
This is a messenger RNA of Neurospora tetraspora, 860 nucleotides long. RefSeq lists its product as uncharacterized. The record is from RefSeq and is a predicted model, not a curated record. The transcript is spliced from 3 exons. The coding region runs from base 1 to 705 and encodes 234 amino acids. Lineage: Eukaryota; Fungi; Ascomycota; Sordariomycetes; Sordariales; Sordariaceae.